AUCUAGUCCUUGCCCAACUCUCGUCUCGUGAGCAUCUACGUGCAAUUAACUGAAUCGUCAAGUUAGAAUUAUACGUGAACCAAAAUGUCGUUUAACAAAUCGCAUGUCCUCAAACUGUUGCAAUUGAUUGUGGUGUGCGUCCUUAUAGGAUUGCACUAUCACUCCUUCAGCGAUGGAGGUAGACAUAGUGCAAUGAUUACGAUGGGCGCCUUUGGUGGAUAUUUAAUUAUUCUCGCGGGAAUAUUCCUUGGUAUUCUUUUAGGAUCUGCACUCGAUCGUCGUUUGGACAUGUUCUUUACCGUGGCUGGCUUCAUCCUGUUCGUCUUGGCUGGUGCCUUAAUUCUCGACUAUUUCGCGAACUCGGUUUACAAAGGCUCCUUCCGUGACACUGGACUCGCCAAAGGAUGCGUCAGUCUUGUCGAAGGAAUUUUGUUUUUGGUAGACGCGGUAUUAGUGUACCGAGGAUCAUCCUAAAAAAGAAGAAUGUACCUUUUAAAAUAAUAUCAGCGAUCGUAAAUCACCGAUUCAUUCUUGUAUGUACUUCAUGAUAAGAAACAGACGAAUUUUUCGUCAAUGAAAUACUGCCAAAGAUCGAAGAAAUUAAUUUAAUAUUCAAGCAAACAGGCUUUCUUCCCUCGAACACUUUAAGGGAAAACACGUGAAACGUUAACUGACUCGUAUAAAAGAUUUUGUAUAAAGAAAAUUGUGAAAUGAAAACUGUACAGGCAGAAGUAAUUUUUUAAAUAAAACAGUGUUUUGCGUUUCUGAAUGUAAAAGCAAAAAUUAGAAAGAUUCUUUUUGUAUCGUAAAAUAGAACGAUUUA
Messenger RNA from Habropoda laboriosa, 823 nucleotides. RefSeq lists its product as uncharacterized. NCBI's taxonomy places the organism in Eukaryota, Metazoa, Arthropoda, Insecta, Hymenoptera, Apidae. Gene Ontology annotation, biological process: septate junction assembly. The transcript is spliced from 4 exons. The record is from RefSeq and is a predicted model, not a curated record. The coding region runs from base 85 to 474 and encodes 129 amino acids.